Messenger RNA from Carassius carassius (crucian carp), 2863 nucleotides. RefSeq names its product galactose-3-O-sulfotransferase 2-like. Bases 303 to 1736 code for a protein of 477 amino acids. Gene Ontology annotation, biological process: glycolipid biosynthetic process. Gene Ontology annotation, molecular function: galactosylceramide sulfotransferase activity. Gene Ontology annotation, cellular component: membrane. The transcript has 4 exons. The record is from RefSeq and is a predicted model, not a curated record. Lineage: Eukaryota; Metazoa; Chordata; Actinopteri; Cypriniformes; Cyprinidae.
GACUCGCAGCAGACAGGUCCCUUAAACCCGCACACACUCACUCAAAACACGAAGCAGUCCCUUUUCUCACUUUCUCCAUGGUCUUCGACAAGCUGGGACGAAGCACAUGAGCGUCAAGCAAGCGGGAAAUGUAACGCAUUUUACUGUAGUCGUGCAGGCGUUCAGUGUCGGACCAUGUACGAAGCACGGAUGGAGCGCUUCCAUCACACAGACGUCGGGCAGAUUUGAAAGGCAUCGGCCGAGAUGCACCGUGGCUGCUGUUACCAAGCGCCGAUCUAUAUUGAUACCGGCCGGGUUUUAUCAUGGUUUUCAGACGGUCCUCUCGGAGAAUGCGGUGGUUGGGAUGUUAUCGGAUGGGGCCCAUAUGGAAAGCACUCCUGGUAUUUGUUCUCAUUGCUUUUGCUGGACAACUUCUGGGAGUCAUCUUCAACAAGAGCUGGAUGCAGCCAGAGAGACCUCACUCCCUCUACUAUCUUCCCUCUGAGAAUUCCCAAGGGGAGUCUCUGGGGUCUUGUCAGCCCAGCAUCCACAUCAUGUUCCUGAAGACUCACAAGACAGCAAGCAGCACAGUUCUCAACUUGCUCUAUCGCUUUGGAGAGGAGCAGGGCCUUAAAUUUGCCCUUCCCAUGGGGUAUCAGUUUGGCUACCCACUGCCCUUUAUCGCCCUGAGGGUGAAAGGAUACAGAGGCCCUCACGUGGCAGAAUUUGACAUAAUGGGAAAUCAUAUGCGGUUCAACAAACCAGAGGUUGAGAAGGUCAUGCCAGCUGACACCUUCUAUUUCUCCAUCCUCCGAGACCCUGUGGCGCUAGCCGAAUCCUCCUAUGCCUACUAUAAAAAUGUUGCCCCUGCCUUCAGGCUUGUCAAAGGACUGGGCGAAUUUGCAGACAACCCCUAUAAGUACUACGACCCCAGACUCCGAAACAAUCAUUAUGCCCACAACCUGAUGUGGUUUGAUUUUGGUCUGGAUCAUACCUCCAACUUCAGCUUUGGGCUGGUCAAGCGCGGUGUGGCAGCAGUGCGUCGGAACUUCAAGCUCAUCCUUAUCUCAGAGUAUUUCGACCAAUCUAUGGUGCUGCUCCGCCAUGCUCUGUGCUGGCCGUUAGAUGCUGUGGUUUCUUUUAGCCUGAACGCCAGGCAGCAGAUGCCCAGUGGAAGAUCAGGAUGGGUGGGCAAGGCUGCAGCUCCAGCUCCUUUGGCAUUAACAGACAAGCAAAGAUCGAAAUUACGUGAAUGGAAUGCACUAGACUGGCACCUUUACCAAGCUUUUAAUCUCACUUUCUGGCAGGAAGUAGAGCGCUUCGGGCGCAGUCGGAUGGAGUCUGAGGUGGCCUUGCUGAGGACCAAACGGGAUGUUCUCACUCGCAUCUGCUUGCGUGAUGGGGGCCGCCCCAUAGAGGCCACUCGCAUCCGGGACAAGACCAUCCGCCCUUUCCAGAGUGGAUUAGUGAAGAUCUUGGGAUACGAGUUGCAGUCGGGACUAGAUAAUGUCACGUGGGAAGCUUGCCUACGCAUGAUCAGGCCUGAGAUACAAUACAAAGACUUGCUGGAUCUUCGGCAGUUCCCCCGAGCCCAGCAACCCCCAGCCGCUGGAGGGCUUCCAGUAAAGAGAGAGUCCUCAAUACUCAGGACUGAAGACCAUGAGGGAAAGAGGUUGGUGGAGAAGGACUGGGACGGGACCAUUCUGUUUCGGAAUCUAACAUUGGGUCAGGUUGAUUCAAAAGUAAGACUUAGAUAGUGAGUUAGUUGCACCUUUUUGCCUCAAGGUCAUUAGUUCUGACCCAUUUUGGCUCCACAGGCCUCUGUGCUGCACUACUAGAGGAAAAGGGAUAUCCAAGACAUACAACACACCACUUUGUCAUUGACUUUUCCUUCCUACAUCUUGCCCUUCUACAUUCUAUUUUAUAGAAGAAAACAUUUGUUGAAUGUUCAGCAUUUGUUGAAUGUCCAAAGUGGAUGGAUUAGAUUGCAGUGGCUAGAUUGAUAUAAUGGUACAAACAUGCCAGAUGGUGGCUAAAUGCACAAUCUCGCUGUUGGUGAGUUUGUUAUUGGGAAGAAGUGAGAAAAUGCUGCUUCCCUGUCUGUGAAGAGCCAUGGUAUGGUACAAAAAACAUAGCAGUGAACGUUAUGUAAGUGGUUGCAGUGUUUCAAACAUGCUGCUAAAACCCCAAUUUUUAAAUAGAUAAAGUAUCUUUGGUACGUUAGUGUUCAAAAGUUUGGAGUCAAUAAGAUUAUUUUUGAAAGAACUUAAUACUUUUAUUGAACAUGCAUUAAAUUGAUCAGAAGUAACAGUAAAGGCAUUUAUUAUGAUAAGAAAAAACAAAUACAUUUUGUUCUUUUGAACUACAAGAAACAAUUAUAUUAAAUUGUAAUAAUACUCCACAUUACUGUAUUUUUGAUAAAAUAAAUGAAUCCUUUGUGAACAUAAGACACUUCUUUUUGAAAAUGUUAAAAAAGUGUUACCAACCCCCAAAUUCUAUGUAUGCUUGAGCAUCCAAUGAAAUAACAGUAUGAUACUGGAAAUUAAUUCGAAUUUGAUUAUAGUACACAAUGGAUAUCCAUUCGCUACAUGAUUCCACAAAAGUGCAAUCACAGACGAUUCAUUGUCUGGAUCAUGAGAUUCAAACAGUGGUACUUUUCAGAGUUGCUGGAAUUUUAUUUUAAAUCUGUUUAUAUGGGUAAUUGUUCAACAGGAAUUUUUAUUUAUUUCUUUUCUUUUUUAGAAGGGAUGGGUUGAUUUCUAUGCCACACACAUUUUUCAGUGACACAGUAUAAGCUAAUACAUGGUCAUGUGAGAACAACAUCUCCAGUUUUUAAUACUGUGAAAUAAUAUGACCAUUCAUCAAAUGAUUGGCCAUUGCGCUU